Messenger RNA from Lodderomyces beijingensis, 855 nucleotides. The record is from the annotation of a GenBank genome assembly. Lineage: Eukaryota; Fungi; Ascomycota; Pichiomycetes; Serinales; Debaryomycetaceae.
AUGGCUGACAAUAACACCCAGAAUGGAGCUUCCAAGAAAGUGAAGAAUGGCAGUCGGAAUGCAGAGGCAGAGGACUCUACUUCCAAAGCAGCGCCAGCGCCAUCACAAGCAGCGACAACCACCACAACAACAAAGUCUUCUUCGGUCCCAUCCGCAUCUCUCAUACCAGUACAACCAACCCCGCUUGGAUCGCGAGACAAGACAACAAAGAGACUCGUAGUGGUGUUGUCCCAAGCAUGCUUGGAAACUUACAAGAUGAACACGGGCACUGGGCCAGGAGGUGAUAGGUAUGCAUUGUUGAACUGCGAUGACCACCAAGGGUUGUUGAGAAAAAUGGGUAGAGACAUAGCGGAAGCAAGACCCGAUAUCACACAUCAGUGUCUCUUGACAUUGUUGGACUCGCCAAUAAACAAAGCAGGCAAGUUGCAAGUCUACAUCCAGACCGCGAGAGGUGUGUUGAUUGAAGUCAACCCGAGCGUCAGGAUUCCUAGAACUUUCAAGAGAUUUUCAGGUUUGAUGGUCCAGUUGUUGCAUAAAAUGAGCAUCAGAAGCGAAAACUCCAAGGAAGUGUUGUUGAAAGUGAUCAAAAACCCCAUCACCGAUCACCUACCUACUAAAUGCAGGAAAAUCACCUUGUCGUUCGAUGCCAAGGUUCGAAAAGUACAGGACUAUGUCUCUACAUUGGAUGACGACGAGAGUAUUUGCGUAUUUGUGGGUGCUAUGGCUAGAGGUAAGGAUAGUUUUGCCGAUGAAUUUGUCGACGAGAAGAUUGGUUUGUCCGAUUAUCCAUUGUCAGCUUCAGUGGCCUGUUCAAAAUUUUGCCAUGGAUGCGAGGAUGCAUGGGAGAUUUACUGA